AUGGCCUACACUCUCCAGGCUUCUCUCCCAACGCCACUCACGCCUUCCAUGCCAUUAUAUGGCCCGCUUCCAGAACAAAUUGAAGCCUUGCCAAUUACACCGCCGGAAAUACCAGCGGGCUUUGACGAGAAGACGUUCAAACCAGACAGUCGAACAAUUAAGAAGGCCCUGCAUGUGCUCGCCACUGAACGCCAGGCCCUCUCUCAUCUCGAGGAACUAUACACCCAUUCUGCAGAGGUCCAGGAUUCUCUUCUUCGAGCCAUCCGUCAAAUCAUUCUUUCAGAGACGCGCCAUGGAAAGACCAUCUUCACUGGCGUUGGCAAGUCUGGCCACAUCGCAAAGAAGCUUGUCGCCACUUUCGUCUCGCUGGGUAUUCAUGCCAUUUUUCUCCACCCGGUUGAGGCUCUCCAUGGUGACCUGGGAGUCGUUCGGCCCUCUGAUACGGUUAUCAUGAUCACAUUUUCUGGCAGAACUCCUGAACUCUUAACUCUGCUUCCACAUAUAGAUCCCUGUGUACCACUAAUCGUCAUGACGGCGCACCUGAGUCCGACCACUUGUCCUCUGCUCUCCCAUUUCGGAAGACAGGCCUCGACGAACAUCCUGCUACCCACCACCAUCCAUGAAUCCGAGAUUUCGUCAUUUGGAGUCUCGGCUCCAACAACUUCGACGACCAUCACACUGGCUCUGGGUGACAGCCUGGCCCUUGCAGUCGCAGACGAACUCCAUGCUGCUGCCGGACUUCAGACGCCCGCCAUUUUUGCGGCAAAUCAUCCUGGCGGUGCCAUUGGCGCGGCCCUGAAAACGUGCACUCCAAGCGCACAGAGAAUAUCUGAACUGGCGACUGCGGUGGCCCAAGUCCCAAUUGCGGUGCCACAACCGAAUCAUCCGCUCUUGUGCUUGGAUGUGCUUGUGGCCGCAGUGAGGUCACCCCGUGGUUUCGUCCGAACUUCUCAAACGCACAUGAUAGGUCCUCGAAGAAUUCAGAACCUACGAGAUCCCUCUGCACCUGUCUCAGGCGCGGUGGACGAGCAUGGCAGGAUGGAGGUUGAGAGGACCGACUGGAUAUCUGUCCUCAGCUCAACCACGGUUGAAGAGUGCAAGAAAUGGAUUCACCAGAUGCGAGACGAGGGAUGCGGUCGCGGCAAAGAAUUCCUCAAACGAGGCACAUUACUUGGGAUUGUUGAUCACAACGAGGUGACAGGUGUUGUGGAGAUAGAGGAUGUCAUGGGCGAAGACUUUGCUUGA
Molecule: messenger RNA, 1245 nt
Organism: Fonsecaea erecta
Lineage: Eukaryota; Fungi; Ascomycota; Eurotiomycetes; Chaetothyriales; Herpotrichiellaceae
Exons: 1
Coding region: 1-1245 (414 amino acids)
Biological process (GO): carbohydrate derivative metabolic process
Molecular function (GO): carbohydrate derivative binding
Source: RefSeq, a predicted model, not a curated record